AUGUCCCCCACAAACAACCGCAUCUCGCCGGCCCAUUCCCGUCCCCAUCCCGCGUCCCCCUUUGCCCGCGCCCGCCCUGACCCGGACUACGAGUUCGAUCUCAGCGCCUCACACUUUCCAUCGCCCUCGAAGCAGCAUGGCUCCACGCGUCCUCGACACACCCUACGCACCGGAACUCUAGCAGGCGCGUAUCGAGCCGCGUCGCGUCGCCCAGCCAUGACAGACGAAGAUCUCUUGCUCGCGGGAAUGGCCUCCUCCAGUCCUCGGCGCAAUCGCCAGGAGUUCAUUAACGCCCUCUCCCCCUCGUCACAACCGUCCAAUCCCCCCGAAGAGCUCGUGGACGUCUACAAAAGGAUUGAAGAAGAUGGCACAUUGGCAAACUAUGUACGCUCCGAGGAGGACUGGCCUGAACCUGCACAAUAUCCUGAGGCGCGUCCGGCCAGCACCCGCAUCAGUCGCUCCACCUCGCGAACUAGGGAGAGGAACAGCGGAGUUCCACGAGGAGAUGGGCCCAUGGUUUCGGAUACUGGGUUUCACGACGAUACCGGCAACAGUGUAUUAUCGCGCAGGAGAAUCUCAGAUACCAGGGACGAGCAGCGUCUCCGACGCGUCACGGGCACUGAUUCUCCGAUCUUCAGUCGCGCACACACCGGGAGACAAGCGGCGUUGACGGCGGACAAUCUCCAGCGCCGUGACGACGAGGAUGAUCAUACCCAACCGCCGGAGGAGGACGGUGACCGUGGACCCUCGUUGAAUCUGCCGUCUACCUGGGGCAGUCGCGCAUCCCGUCGACAGGAAUGGCUCAGGAAUGUCAGUUCACACAAUGCGCCGGAGCAACGAGAAUCGGAAAGUAUUCUACCCCGGACCAAGACAACGAACGAGACAAUCUACAAACCUCUACGUGCUUCGCCUCGACCAUCAGAGCGGAGCAGCCUUCCGACACGAAGCGCUCUUGGUGAACGCACCGCCAACCCUCUUGCGCAAGAUGCGCAGGACGAAAAGAAAGCGGACGGGAAUGCAAGCUCGGGUGAAGGCAAUCCCAUCCCCAACACACCCAUUGUGGUUUACAAAAAUUCCGCAUUCAACAAACCAAGUACUAUCAAACGAGACUCACAAGAUCUGCUGCGGCGACUGUCGAGGACAGAAAGCCCCAAGCUUGAUCAGAUCGCGACCCCGGAUCCACCCAAGCUAUUCGAAAGACGCGUCUACGACAAAACUCCCCGAGUCACCGGUGCAUGGAUCGAUACGCCUGUUACCGAGCGGGUGACAGAAAUACCGAAGAAUCUCACAAAGGACAUUGUUCCUAAGCCAGUUUCGGAGAAGGAGAAGGAGAAGGAGCCUGCGCAGGAACCGAAAUCUUCUGGUAAUGAUGAUAUAAACCUGGAAGCACAACCCACAAAACGGUCGAGACCACCAUUGAUCCGACCUAAACUGCCGAAAAGUGCUUUGGAGACGGUCAUGGAGGACUUCAACUCUGGCAAGGAGCCGCUCGAUAUGGGUGAUGAUACCAUUAACUCCCUACAACUGAUUCUGGACGACUCGGGGGAGCUAAAAACCGAAGAAGAGGACGACGCUGCGUACGAAAAGACGGUGCUUGAGAAACUCGAGCUUGCCAACGCCUCCGAGAACAAAGACCUGGCUGAUAUCGACCGGCUGAAUCAGAAACUGCUGUCGCUAAGGAAGAACAUCAACGAAGUGAGGAAGGGACUCGAUGGUCUGGAUGGUCAAGUCCAGCGAGAAAGACAACUCGAGUCGCAGUCGAAAGAGAAUGGUCAGCAUAUGCAAAGCGGCCGCUCGUAUCACGAUGGUCGUGUCUAUGCUGCCAUUCCCCUGCCUCGAUUGUGGGAACGGCACCCCAUUUCCCGGCGUCUCCAGCUCACUAAACUGGGGUUGGUCACUUUUGUCUCCCUCACAUGGUAUGUCGUCGAGUGCAUUAUGUGCGAGCAGUACUGCCACCCCGUCAUCUCCGACAGCUGUGAAGGCUACUGUCUCCAACCCGACGCUCCCCAUUUCCCAUGGGUGACCGUGACAAUGCUGUGGCGCUGGUCUCAUCUGUCUACCCUACUUGCGCCCGUUAUUACAGUCACUGUGGCUAUCUUCCGACUUGUAGCGCAAUUGCUGGGUUUGUCUGAUGGGUAUGUCGAUGAUGGGCCGGCUGCGCUGGGGAAUCUUGUCGGUGAGAUUCGCAUCAACGGUACCCCCGUCUCGUUCCCGUGGCUCUCGUCACCUUCGGCACAGAGUGUCGGAUCGUCUGAGCAGCAGCAACAGCAACCGGUAUGGACUGAGCGUAUUGCGCCUCCUCCAGCACGGGCAGAAGACGAUCAGAUCUCGAUUGAUGAUGAUGAAUAUCUUUGA
This is a messenger RNA of Penicillium riverlandense, 2355 nucleotides long. RefSeq lists its product as uncharacterized. The coding region runs from base 1 to 2355 and encodes 784 amino acids. The record is from RefSeq and is a predicted model, not a curated record. The transcript has 2 exons. Lineage: Eukaryota; Fungi; Ascomycota; Eurotiomycetes; Eurotiales; Aspergillaceae.